Molecule: messenger RNA, 1681 nt
Organism: Rubroshorea leprosula
Lineage: Eukaryota; Viridiplantae; Streptophyta; Magnoliopsida; Malvales; Dipterocarpaceae
Source: the annotation of a GenBank genome assembly
CUUCCCAAGUCCCGUUCCUCAAUUUGACCAACGAUGAUGUUGGGUGGCAUCAUCUUUUCUUCACUUCAAACGACUUCACCUACUAGUAUUUGCUGUUAUCCAUUUCAGUGAUUUCUGAUACUCUUCUAUUUCUUUCACCCUUCUGAUGCAGUUUUGCGAAAGCGUUCCGUUUAGUCGAGCAACCGAAACCGCCAUAGCCACUGGCCACAAAAAUUCCGGCUGAGUCCAAACCUUUCUCAGGACGUACUUGUAAAGAAAAUGAGGAAAAGUUUGAUAAGUGCAAUUAUGCUAUAUUGGGGGGAGUGUUUCUGUAAUUUCCUAAACCAUCGUCAAACAAAUGCAACGGGCGGCUAGCCCUUCGUCCUCCAACGUCGCUUCCCCACAGUCUAACAUUGCCGCUCUCCGGUAGCCUCUUCGCAUGUACACAUUUUGAGUUGAUUGAGGAGCUCGGCAUUGUUGUUCCUUUUAUGGGUCCUUUAGCUGUGGAUACCAAAAGCACUUCUGGAGACUCUCCAGAUGUAUCUAGUAGAAAGAUACAAAACACACAGCUGGAAGUAAGAAAAAGCUUUGCAUCAGUCAAUGUGGGAGAAGAAAAACCUUUUGAUUUCUUACGAAUUCUACUUGAGGGAGUCAUAGCAGGAGGUACAGCUGGAGUUGUGGUUGAAACAGUUUUGUAUCCAAUUGAUACAAUAAAGACACGGCUGCAGGCAGCCCAUGGUGGAGGUAAAAUAGUUCUGAAGGGCCUUUAUUCUGGAUUGGCUGGGAAUCUUGCUGGUGUUUUACCGGAUUCUGGUUCUAUGCCGUGUGCCUUUCAGUGGGGUUUCCAAUUGAUUGGUAAUAAAUCUUCUAUGUACAGGGCUUCUGCCUUAUUUGUUGGUGUCUAUGAACCUACAAAACAAAAAUUACUGAAGACGUUUCCUGAAAACUUUAGUGCAGUUGCUCACUUGACUGCAGGUGCUAUUGGAGGGGUUGCUGCUUCACUAAUCCGUGUACCAACAGAGGUUGUUAAACAAAGGAUGCAGACUGGCCAGUUCACUUCAGCUCCAGAUGCUGUGCACCUUAUUGUAUCAAAGGAGGGAUUUAAGGGUCUCUAUGCGGGUUAUGGAUCUUUUCUACUGCGAGAUUUGCCAUUUGAUGCCAUUCAAUUUUGUAUCUAUGAGCAACUCCGGAUUGGUUAUAAGGCAGCGGCACAGAGAGAUCUAAAUGAUCCUGAGAAUGCUAUAAUUGGUGCUUUUUCUGGUGCAUUAACUGGAGCUAUAACUACUCCUCUCGAUGUUAUCAAGACAAGAUUAAUGGUUCAGGGAUCGGCAAACCAGUACAAGGGGAUCUUUAAUUGUGUUCAAACAAUUGUUAGGGAGGAAGGACCAUCUGCUCUUCUGAAGGGCAUCGGACCAAGAGUAAUGUGGAUAGGCAUCGGCGGUUCAAUCUUUUUCGGCGUCUUGGAAAGCACAAAACGGUUACUUGCAGAGAGACGCCCUAAGCCUCCAACUGUAAAACAUGACUAAGUAUACAAACCCGGCGUCCUUUGACAUUUCUUAAAAUUUCUUUUUAUCUGUAUGAAUAAAUUUUCAUAAAUUUUUUCUGCAAAAGUGAAAAUUAUAUACCAAAAGGAAAGUAGAAGGAUUCCCCUGCACUGAAUUGAUAUCUUUUUUAAUGUUUUUACUGGAAAUGCAAUUAGUUC